CACCUUGCUCAUCACGUCAUUCAGAGCCGGACCUCAAGAUGAGUCUCACAGCAAAGGACAAGGACGCCGUCAGGACCUUCUGGGCUAAAAUCUCAGGCAAGGCGGACGAUGUGGGCACAGAUGCUCUCUCCAGGAUGCUGAAAGUUUACCCACAGACCAAGACCUACUUUUCCCACUGGACUGACCUGAGCCCAGGCUCUGCUUCAGUAAAGAAACACGGGAAGACCGUCAUUGGGGGAGUUGCUGAUGCUGUGGCCAAAAUCGAUGCUCUAUCAUCAGGUCUUCUGAGCCUCAGUGAACUGCACGCCUUCACCCUGAGAGUGGACCCUGCCAACUUUAAGAUCCUCGGUCAUUGCAUCCUGGUAGUGAUGGCCAUGAUGUUUCCCAAUGACUUCACUCCUGAGGUGCAUGUGGCCAUGGACAAGUUCCUGGCUGCUUUGGCUCUGGCUCUGUCUGAGAAGUACAGAUGAACGGGAAAAGUGCGAGCAUGCGCAGAAGUUCCCUUUCUGUCUGAAUCUAAAUAAACAAGUUCAUGCAGUUUA
Oryzias latipes (Japanese medaka) is the source of this 542-nucleotide messenger RNA. Its product is annotated as hemoglobin embryonic subunit alpha. The record is from RefSeq and is a predicted model, not a curated record. Gene Ontology annotation, biological process: hydrogen peroxide catabolic process; oxygen transport. Lineage: Eukaryota; Metazoa; Chordata; Actinopteri; Beloniformes; Adrianichthyidae. Gene Ontology annotation, molecular function: oxygen binding; haptoglobin binding; heme binding. Gene Ontology annotation, cellular component: blood microparticle; haptoglobin-hemoglobin complex; hemoglobin complex.